GUCUCUUUAAUAAUAUACCGUGAAGGAUCAAGUUGCGCACCGGGUGGUACUGGUAUUAUUUACAACUGGACAGAGACAAUUUACAGAUUGCGAUGAUACCCCAGCCCAUAAUUUCUACAUUGCGCAGUGGUGUGAGUUUCUGGCGACAUCGAAGUGUUUUAGUAACGGCUUUAAGGCUCCAGGCCUUGGACUUUCGAAGCGUGCGUUGUCGGUUUACCUCGGCACCUGGUACUGUCAGAUCCAUGGAGGACAUACUGACGAGGGUUGUGGUACCGUUACCUACAUACGAGACGAGAGAGAAGUCCCCGCCUCCACCCGAAUCGAACAGUGUGGAAUUUAUGCAUUUCUACAAAAGCCUUGAAAAGGAAGAGAAGUCACAAUUUCUAGCAACGCUAUCACACGAUUUUGGUGUGGACCACAAAGGAGUUUCAGAGCUAGCAGGCAAGCUGCUCGACACUCAGUUAAGGGACUUGGCUACAAUAUUGCAAGUAGAGGACAGGUUACGAUACAGUCUGACUCCGCGCUAUAAACAGUUGCUUAAUCACAUAAGCAGGGUUGAGGGGGGAGUGAAGUUCCUGGUGGACCUACGUGCCGAUCUGCUUGAAAUAAUAUCAUCUAAAGGAAGUGACAGUCCUCACAUUCGGGACCUGAAUGGCACUCUGAAGAGUCUGCUGUCAGAGUGGUUCUCUGUGGGUCUUCUGCAUCUGGAGAGGAUCACCUGGCAGUCCCCCUGCGAGAUACUGCAGAAGAUCAGCCAGUACGAGGCUGUCCACCCUGUGAGGAACUGGACCGAUAUAAAACGUAGGGUGGGGCCGUACCGUCGCUGCUAUGCCUUCACUCACGCUGCCAUGCCAGGGGAACCACUGGUCGUCCUGCAUGUGGCACUCACAGAGGACAUCUCUGAUAACAUACAGAGUAUCGUGAGAGAGUUGGCUACCCUGGACUUGGAGGAGGAUGUGAACAAGGUCAACACAGCAGUGUUCUACUCCAUCUCCUCCAGCCAGGCUGGCCUGCAGGGGGUGGAGCUGGGGAACGUUCUUAUCAAGAGAGUGGUGCGGGAGCUGCAGAGUGAGUUCCCCCACAUGUCCCAGUUCUCCAGCCUGUCUCCCAUCCCGGGCUUCUCCUCCUGGUUACUGGGCAUGCUCAGCCAGCACCGGAAGGAGGGCCGUAUGGAGCUGCUAACUGAACGUGAGUGGAGGGAGGUGGCAGAUGUCACAAACACAGCCCCCGAUACCAACGCCCUGGAUGCCCUGCGUAAGCUGAUCAGCACUGGCGAGUGGACCCGCUCUGAACGCCUGGUCCACGUCCUGGAGCCUGCCCUGAUGCGCCUCUGUGCCUGGUACCUCUACGGAGAGAAGCGGCGCGGCUAUACCCUGAACCCUGUGGCCAACUUCCACCUGCAGAAUGGUGCCACCAUGUGGAGACUGAACUGGCAUGCAGACACCAGCCCCCGGGGAGUGGCCAACUCCUGUGGCAUCAUGGUGAACUACAGAUACUUCCUGCAGGAGACCCCGUCCAACAGCGCUGCCUACAUGCACAACAAAGUCAUCACAGUUACAGAACAGGUGCUGGGCUUGGUCUCACAAUUUCAGAAGAACAGCAAACUCUGAGCUCCAUGGACACCCAUGUACACGCACACACACACUUGGUAUCAAAGAUGCCUCUAGGCCCAGGACUGGCUGACUUUACGGCUCUGAUCUAAUGUGCCAAAACAAAACACGCUCAAAACAUGGAGACAAUUUGUGGAAUGAUAUUCAUUUAUUUUGUUAUUUUCUUUUUACAAUCUAGCCCAUGUAGCGCAUGGAUUUUCCUUUCCCUUCCUUCUUGGGGUGGGUAUGUGGUGUUAUCAUCUCCGAUAGACUCCCGGUGUUUCAUGGUGUGAGAGACUACAGCUAAUGAAGCGAGAGACAUUUACAGUGCCUUGCAAAAGUAUUCAUCCCCUUGGCAUUUUUCCUAUUUUGUUGCAUUAUAACUUGUAAUUUAAAUGGAUUUUUAUUUGGAUUUC
This is a messenger RNA of Oncorhynchus tshawytscha (Chinook salmon), 2005 nucleotides long. RefSeq names its product malonyl-CoA decarboxylase, mitochondrial. Gene Ontology annotation, biological process: fatty acid biosynthetic process; acetyl-CoA biosynthetic process; positive regulation of fatty acid oxidation. The transcript has 5 exons. Gene Ontology annotation, molecular function: malonyl-CoA decarboxylase activity. The record is from RefSeq and is a predicted model, not a curated record. NCBI's taxonomy places the organism in Eukaryota, Metazoa, Chordata, Actinopteri, Salmoniformes, Salmonidae. Gene Ontology annotation, cellular component: peroxisomal matrix; mitochondrial matrix. The coding region runs from base 93 to 1610 and encodes 505 amino acids.